AUGAUGGCCGCUGAUCUCAUCUCACAAACUGUCCAGGUGGCUCUGACAACAUUCGCUACCUACACUCUCACUGCACCCGACCAUGUUCUUACUCCACAAAUCGCCUUUGUUUCGCUCACACUUUUCAAUCAGUUGCGAGGUCCACUGAUGAUGGCCGCUGAUCUCAUCUCACAAACUGUCCAGGUUGUCGUGUCGAAUAGACGUCUGAAGGAAUUCUUGGUCGCCGAGGAGCUGUCAGGGACAGCGAUCGAUAUCGUAGAAAAUGAUGAAUAUUACCACAGAGCGACGGAAUUCUGCAGGGCCUCGUUCGCAGUGGGUCUGAGACGUAAGCGCCACAGCUCGAGAUUCUAA
Molecule: messenger RNA, 351 nt
Organism: Ostertagia ostertagi
Lineage: Eukaryota; Metazoa; Nematoda; Chromadorea; Rhabditida; Trichostrongylidae
Source: the annotation of a GenBank genome assembly